UGCCUCGAUCGGGUCGGGGACGCCAUCUUUAAAUUUGUCAAAAAAGCGCCUGCCUGCCGCCGACUACUUUGAAGAAGCUUGUGUAUUAGAUUUAGGCUUAUUUCACUGAUAUUAUAAUUUUUUUUUAGUUUUUAAUUACUUAAAUACACACAAUAAUGUCUGGCGGUAGCGGUGGCAGCAGAAACGAGUGCAGGAUAUAUGUCGGGAAUCUGCCCCCUGACAUCAGAACAAAGGACAUCCAAGACCUGUUCUACAAAUUCGGCAAAGUUACAUUCGUUGAUUUGAAAAACAGAAAAGGCCCACCGUUCGCUUUCGUAGAAUUUGAGGACCCGAGGGACGCAGAUGACGCGGUGCGAGCUCGCGACGGCUACGACUACGAUGGAUACAGGCUACGGGUGGAGUUCCCGCGAGGAGGAGGUGGGGGAGCGCGCGGGGGCCGCUCGCAGGGUGACCGCUUCGGGCCGCGUCCCGCCGUCAGGGGGCCGCCCGCCCGUCGCUCGGAGUACCGCGUGAUGGUCACUGGGCUGCCGCCAUCUGGCUCUUGGCAGGAUCUGAAGGACCACAUGCGCGAGGCGGGCGACGUGUGCUUCGCUGACACAUUCAAGGAUGGCACUGGUGUGGUGGAGUUCCUGCGGCAUGAGGAUAUGAAGUACGCAGUCAAGAAACUGGACGACUCGAGGUUCAGGAGCCACGAGGGUGAAGUGUCAUAUAUCCGAGUGAAGGAAGACAGCGGCACCAGCGGCGGCGGAGGAGGAGGCGGCGGCGACAGGGACAGGUCUCGUUCGUACUCACCGCGCUCGCCGUCAUACGCGCGCCGCCGCGGCUCGCCCACCUACUCGCCCGUGCGCCGCUCGUACUCCCGCUCCCGCUCCCGCUCGCGCAACAACUACUGAGCACGCCCCUACUUGAGAGCGAGCGGCGGGGACUGCGCGGCGCUCGACAACUUCGGUACUCAUAAGGCUCGUUUUGAUGUAUUCACACACAGACAAACACACAUUUUCACAUUGUGUCAUGUAACCUUUGACAAUUAUGUAUAUUAACCAAAAAACUUGACUAAACAAACAACAAAUAUUUGUAUUUAAUAAGAGUAUUUGUUGUUUUAUAUUAUAUUAUAGUAUAGUUAUUGUCAAAAGAUUCAUGACUUUCCAAUUUUUAAAGUAAGUUAGGAUGGGGUUGUAUUUCAGAUAUACAUAAUAUAUUACUCUUCGUACUGAAGGCGAUUUAAAUAAGUGUGUAUAUUUAAAUUAAAAAAACUUAUGUUUUAAGAUAGUGUCCACUUAAACUAUAUUCAUAAUUAAAUUAGGAUAAGUUAUAUGAAUAAUAAUAUUAUUAAUUUCAAAAUCAUAUUUCUCUGUGUGACUUUUCAUUUGACUUAUGUUGUAUUUUUUAAUGUACUCAAUUUCGUGGUUAUUUUCUUUGACUGCCCAAUGGUACGACAGGUAUGUGGGUAAACUAAUGUCAUUAAAUAUAAUGAACCAUAUCAUGUGAAUGGAUUGUUUUCGCCAUCAGAAUGGAGGGUAAUCAAACAAAAAAUAUUAAUACUAGAUAUAACGUGUAUGUAUUAACUAUCUAUUAAGCAGUUGUAAACGUUUAUAAUUAAAAGCAUUUUCUUUUGUUUCAUCCUCUUUGGAUUGGAUCGUUGGAUGUGCUUGACUGGAGGUGUGCUGAAUGAGGAAAGGACAUAGGACAUACUCGGGAAACGAGGGAAGGACAUAGGAACGUACGGGAGCAUUAGGAUAGGACCCACGGAUAUAGGGAACCGGACGGCCGGGACUCCAGUCUUUCUUGUUAAAAACUUUUGGACAGGACUUUCCCCGGAUCGGACAGACUCUGGAGCCCGAAUCACAAGGAUCUAGGAUUCCCCUGGGUAUGAUUUUGAAAGUUUUAGCCAAUAAUACAAAACCAAAAAUGUUGAGUACGUGUACCAACGUAUGUGCAUUGGAAGUUAUACUUCUUUUUUUGUAAUUCUUAAGCUUUUAUUAAAUGAAAUUCUUCAUUAAAGAAUCUUGCUAACUGCACAUCGCCCACUAGGGAGUGAGUUUGGCACUGAAGCUAUCUUUGAAAUUUAUCGUCAUCAAAGCAUUAGUAAAUGACUAACUUCAUAAUUGUUUCCGUGUGUUUCUGUUCGCGCAUAUAUGUUGCAUGUUUUAUAUGUUGAAAGUUUGGUCAUGGCAGACAUGUUUGAAGAAGCAGCUUUAUGAAGUCGCUAUAUUUGAACAUGUAUAAUAGUGAGAUAACAUAAAAUUAAACUAAUUAUAUCUCCUAACAAUACCUAAAGAAGUAUAACUUCAAAAUAACUUUUUUGAGUGCACGCCUCUUCGUUAAGGAUAAUAAAAAAUUAAUAUGUUUGUUUGACCAUACCCUUGACUCACACUUUAUUUGCUUUUCGAUGUCUGCGUUACUUUCUUAGACGGCGCUCCUAUCGACAGAUCGACGCAGACAAAGAGGUUAAAAAUUCGAGCAAGCCUUAAACAUAUUUUUUCAUACAAAUUUAAACAGUUUUCUCUAUACAAAAUAAUGUCUAUACACAAUAUAAAUACAGUUUAAUAUUUUGCCAAGAUCUGAUAUGAGAAAAAAAAUUGUUUACCUAGUUUUUGUGUUAUCAUCAGAUCCGGAUUUGUCGAUUUUGUCACGUCCACAAUGACAACAACAAUAACAGGAUUUUAGUAAUCGAAUUUAUUUUCAUUUAGAAACCUUUAAAGUUGCAAGAAGUGUGUAUUUAUAUAGUUUCUCGAACAAGUUCCGCUUGGUCUGCGUCGACACAAACAAGUGUACAUCCUAACAGAUAUCGAUGUCAUUAUGUAACGAGCAUGCUUCAGCUUCACAUCCCGUACUCAGUGGCGAGUGACGAGCGACGUGCGACUGGCGACGGACGAAUGGGGACAUGUUCUGCGGUUGAUUCACUUUGUACUGCCACUAUACAUGAAAAAAACGAUGCCCAUUCCCAGCCCAGGCCUACCAUAACCACUUGGCAAUUUCCUUAUAUCUAAAAAAAUCAUUUACCUUUUAUUAAGUUCAAACGUUUGCUACGUCUUACGAAAUAUUUAAUUCAUUUUUAAUUUGUCCCUAACAACAAAGAUUGUUGAUUGACACGGCCUGAAUAUUACAUUUUUUGAAGACGUAUAGGUACCUAAUUGGUUUGUCUGUACUUUGUUAAGCUCGUAACAGAAAAAAAUAAUCAGCUUCAAAUGUUACUUCUGCUACGACGUACGCAGCAACCUUAGAGCGCGGUUUUUAAAACUGUCAGUACACGUCGUAUACAUGUUUUAUAGAAGUAAUGAUUGACUAUAUGCCAUCCUUGUUCUUUUUACUACACGUCAUACAAGUUAAAGCGCGAAAGGUAUAGUUAAAACAAUGUCAUAUGGUUAAAAUGAAAUACGCGCGAACGAGUGCUAUUAGGCAAAAUAAGGUUCCGCCACCGAUGAGCGUUGAAAUUUUUUGUCAAAAAAAGAAGCCGCCACUUUCAAAAUAACGACAUGUUAAAAAAAAUAGAAUUCAUUUAUUGAGCUUAAUAUUUUUUUUUUAUAAAUAAAUAGGGUGAAAAUGGCAAUUGUGCUGAAAUCGUCAAAGAUUUUGUUUUGCAACUCAUAUUGGCACUAUAAUGUGAAUCAACCUAUUAGGUUUUAACAUUUUUCAGUGUUAGGGUUUUGAAUUAAAAAAAAUAGAGUAAGGAAGUGAAAUGUACAAGAUGAAUUUUAAAAUUGCAUAAUUAUAUAUUUAUAUCAUAAUAUUUGAAUUGUAUUAAAUGUUAGAGCCGCCGUAACAGACUGCAGAGCGAGACUAAUGGACCUCCCUGGUUUCCAGGUUUAUGCUGUAUCUAUUUCACAUUAAGAUAUACAAAAAAGUCGCGCGAGCGUUUAUAAAUAAUCAUGUUGAGAGGAUUAUCCUCCAACUUUUCAUAUUAUACAAGCUGCUACAGUAGCUUUCACGUUAAUUAUAAUCUCUAAUUUAUUUGGGAUGAUAAAAGCAAGUUGCGCGAGAAUCGUUUGAAUGUCGAAAAUGUUACAGCAUAAACCAUCUGUAGUCUACGGUAGGAAGGAUUUGGAUUGUUGAGUCAAAUCGUGUAUCAAUAUUGAUGUGGUAGCUUAUGUGUGUAAAUUUAGGUACUGGACCUGCAUUCCAACACCGACAGAUGGACUUGAAUAAAACUCCCUUUUAAAAUAUC
Bicyclus anynana (squinting bush brown) is the source of this 4165-nucleotide messenger RNA. It is a transcript of the gene SF2, whose product is annotated as serine/arginine-rich splicing factor 1B. Lineage: Eukaryota; Metazoa; Arthropoda; Insecta; Lepidoptera; Nymphalidae. The transcript is spliced from 6 exons. Gene Ontology annotation, molecular function: mRNA binding. The record is from RefSeq and is a predicted model, not a curated record. Bases 156 to 893 code for a protein of 245 amino acids. Gene Ontology annotation, cellular component: cytoplasm; nucleus; ribonucleoprotein complex.